CAAUACCAGAAAAAGUGGCAACUCCGCCGUGUAUAUACAUUUUGAGAGAAAAUUCUGUUCAGAAGGGCUACGAAUAACCGCCGUUCUAGCUACUAAUAUACAUUUGAAGGACUCUGGACAUUAAAUAGCUAAAUCUUACCGGAAAAGGCUGAGUGGGCAACACUUGAGCCUGCGCCGCCGCCGCCGCCAACGUCGUCAUACAAAAUGAAUAAACCAAAGAGUACAGCGUUUUUUUGUUAAUUUUCGGAUUUUAAGUCGUCUCGUCGUCAUUGUCAUCAUUAUUCGCAUCAUAACUGCAUUGGCAUCGUCAUUUUUUAGCAGCUCUGUCUUAAACCAACCAUCGCUUCCUCCCCCACCCCGCCUAGCUAGCUUUUGGGGGAUAAACCUUGAGUAGAAGUUCGGUUUCUGGAUAAUAAUUUGUGUUUGCAACUAGGAGCAUCGUCUUGUCGUCUUCUUCAUUCCCCCAACACACACACAGAUAUUCAUAUUUAGUUAUGUCAUCGACCGCCGGCAAACGCAAAGAAAUCUACAAAUACCUGGCGCCAUGGCCCUUGUACUCCAUGAACUGGAGCGUGCGGCCGGACAAACGUUUCCGCCUUGCGCUGGGCAGUUUCAUUGAGGAAUACAACAACAAAGUGCAAAUCAUUAGUCUGGACGAGGAUACCAGCGAAUUUAGUGCUAAAAGCACCUUUGACCAUCCAUAUCCAACAACGAAAAUCAUGUGGAUACCAGACUCCAAAGGCAUCUAUCCCGAUCUGUUGGCCACCAGCGGUGAUUAUUUACGUGUUUGGCGCGCUGGUGAGCCGGAUACACGUCUGGAAUGUGUGCUGAAUAACAAUAAGAACAGUGACUUUUGUGCGCCGCUCACAUCGUUCGAUUGGAAUGAGGUGGAUCCCAAUCUGGUUGGCACAUCAUCGAUAGACACAACAUGCACAAUAUGGGGUCUGGAAACGGGACAACCGCACGCACGCGUAUAUGUGGCCGGUCAUGUGAAGACGCAGCUGAUAGCACACGACAAGGAGGUUUAUGAUAUUGCAUUUUCACGCGCCGGCGGCGGCCGGGAUAUGUUCGCCUCUGUGGGUGCUGAUGGCUCUGUGCGUAUGUUCGAUUUGCGUCAUUUGGAGCACUCGACCAUUAUCUAUGAGGAUCCUGCGCACACGGCGCUGCUGCGCUUGGCCUGGAACAAACAGGAUCCGAAUUACUUAGCCACAGUUGCCAUGGAUUCAUGCGAAGUUAUUAUUUUAGAUGUUCGUGUUCCUUGUACACCUGUUGCAAGACUGAGCAAUCACAGAGCGUGCGUCAACGGUAUUGCGUGGGCGCCGCAUAGUUCCUGUCACAUUUGCACUGCCGGUGAUGAUCACCAAGCACUGAUCUGGGAUAUACAACAAAUGCCACGCGCAAUCGAGGAUCCAAUUUUAGCCUAUACAGCUGCUGAAGGCGAAGUCAAUCAAAUACAAUGGGGUGCCACGCAACCCGAUUGGAUAGCCAUUUGCUAUAACAAAGCGUGCGAGAUCCUGCGGGUCUAAGAGUCAAUUUUUCUUGCCUCCCUUAAGCCUCCCACACACACACACACACAUACACACAAACACACACAUAUAUGCCCCUACCCAUCACUGCUCUGUCUGCGGUUGUGGAUGUGGACAGCGGACUGUGGAUAAAAUGCUGUUGAGCAACGCUCAGUUGUCGAGCAACAAGAACAAAAACAACAGCAGCAGCUCACACAACACAUCAAAAUAUAAACAGACAACAUUCACACACACACACAUACACAUACACACAAACAACACACACACAUAGAAACGCAAUGUAGUUGUAGGUUUUGUAGACACACAGCGGAAGAAACGCGUUUUAAUUAUUAUAAAAUAUAUAUACACACAUAUAGUAUAUAUGUAUAUAAGUAUAAUUUUGUAUUCGGAUAACGAUCUGUGUAUUCCGAACGCCAUUCCGUCUCGUGUUCUAUCCAAGAAACCAGUGAGAAUGAUUUUGGAGACGUUUGAAGUGAAAAAGGCGGGGCAAUCCGAUUGAUUCGAUUCGAAUCUAUUUCGAUUCGUUUAGAGUUUUUAGUUUAUCUUAGAUUAGUUGAACAUACAAUUAUGAUAUAAGUCUCAAGGUAUAACCAAAAUAUGUAUUGCUAUUUGUAAUUUAUUUGACAAUUUGACUUUUUUCACUUUUCAUGCUGAAAAGUUAACCAAUUAGCCGCUUGAUUCGGGCUUCUUUUGUUUAUAAUUAUUCCUUUGUUUUUUUUUUUUUCCUUUUUAAUGACAAAUGAAACAUAAAUAUAACAACAAAAAGAAGAACAACAAAAACAAUGUCCUACCUCGUUUUCCAACAAAUAAAUGUUAAGAAUUUGUGUCUAGCCGCAGUAACCACAACAACAACAACAACAACUACAUGCAAACAACAACAACAACAGAGAGAAACCAAAAAGAAUGCAAAACGCUUUUUUCGAAAUGUUUUUUAAUUCUUUGUUCAACGUUUUAUUAUACGUUUUCUAUGAGAACCAAAAAAGUAAAAAUAAAUAAAACAAAAAUCACAAAGGACUUAAGCAAAACGAUAAACGCAAAGCAAACAUAAAUAAGCGAAAAUACUUGUAUUAAGAAUAAAACCAAAAUGAAAACAAAAACAACUGCACAACCACAGCUAAAAAAAAAAAACAAUACAAUACUAUUUAAAAUACAACUAAAACAAAGAAAAAAAAAAAAAACCGAAAUAUUAUAUGAGCGAGAGAGAAUACAAGAUUGUUGCUAUCCAUUUAAAAAAAAAAACAAACAAAAGAAAAACACAAAAAUGUAAUGACUGCAUACGAUUACCAUAAUAAUUAUAAUAAUAAUAACAAUAAUGAUAACAAUUAAUUUCAUGAAAAUACAGCAAGCCCGAAAGAUCGAUCAAUCCUCACUCGUAAGCACUGAGAACAGAUAAAUAGAACUAUCCAACAAAAUACAACAAUUUUAUACGGUCGAAACUACAAAGCGCUGCUCUGAGACUGAGACAAAGUGAAAACGAAAAAGACAAGGAGAACAAAUGAGAAAGAGACAGAAUAUGUAUCUUAAAUCCCUUUUGCUGUUUGCUCAGAAUGAGAGAAAGACAUUUAUUUGGUAACUUCAACUUGCAACUGCUCAUCAAUUAUAUAUAAAUAUAUAUCGUAUUCAAACUCCAUUACAAAUCCAAUUAUAUACAAACAGAAAUAUGCAAUUGUUUAAUGUGUUUUGCUUUUGUUUUUAGUUGGAAACAAACUCAAACUCUGUAAACUUGACAAGACUUAGUGCAUUGUAAACGCCAAAUAAACAAAAGAUCAUGAAAAUCAAUCCCAAUCCAAAUCAGAUACAUUAAUUAAGCAGACAUUAUUUGGCUAACGGUUUCCGUAACUCGUAGCAUUCAGAUUCAUAAUUAGCCAAAAGACAACAACAUAUUCUUUAUACUUACACACACACACACAAUCACAUACAACCUUAUAUAUAUAUAUCUAUAUAUUAUAUAUUGUAUUGUAUAAUUAAGUGAAACGAUUGAUUUUUGUUUUGCCCAAUUGUUUGCAUCGUUUUUAUUCAAUUAAAACAUCAUAAGUUAGUAAUAUACAGAUGUAACAAAUAUCACUAUAUAUAUAUAUAUGUAUCUGUGUAUAUAUAUAGUAUAGACAUCUGGGUCAGCGCGGAGUGAUUAACUAGAAGGCAGCAGCAGGAUUGUAAGAGCAGCAUAGAGAGACGAAAAAAACA
Molecule: messenger RNA, 3710 nt
Organism: Drosophila innubila
Lineage: Eukaryota; Metazoa; Arthropoda; Insecta; Diptera; Drosophilidae
Gene: wap
Product: DDB1- and CUL4-associated factor 7
Exons: 7
Coding region: 495-1526 (343 amino acids)
Cellular component (GO): nucleus
Molecular function (GO): protein binding
Source: RefSeq, a predicted model, not a curated record